AUGGGGAAAGCUGGUAGUUGGUUCAAAGGCAAUAUCCCUGUGUAUGAUGACAGCAGCCACUGUUCACAGCCUUUCCUGAGGACUUUCUCUGGUCACUUUGUAACGGUGACUGAUGAGCCAAUAGAUUAUCUGGAUCUGUCUGCAUUGGACAACAUGAGGGAUGACCUGGGGUCUGGCUCAGAGGAUGAGCCAGUGAGAAAGCACGGCCACCAUGGCCCGCACCACCCAACCAAGAAGCAUUAUUCUGUCUCAGUCGAAGCCAAAAGCUUUCUCAAAGGUCAUCUGGCAACUGCAAUUAUCCCAACUGUUUACAUCUUCGUCUUUAUCAUCAGUGUGCCACUCAACCUCAUUGCUGUUGUGAUGUUUGUGCGUCGGAUCCAACCAAGGAAGCCAGCAGUGAUUUACAUGCUUAACUUGGCCUGUGCUGACCUUCUGUUUGCCCUGCUCCUCCCAUUCAAGAUCGCCUACCAUUAUCAUGGCAACAACUGGAUCUAUGGGUCCCUCAUGUGUAGAGUGGUCACGGCAGCCUUCUACUGCAACAUGUACUGCUCUGUCCUCCUCAUGAUGUGUAUCAGUAUAGACCGUUUCAUGGCCGUGGUGUACCCUAUAGACUCCCUGACGUGGCGCAGCCCUCAGACGGCCUCUGCUAUAUGUGUUACCAUGUGGCUGUUGGCACUGGGGGGGGUGAUCCCUCUCCUGUCCUCAGGACAGACCCUCCACCUGCCAGAUCUGGGCAUCACCACCUGUCACGAUGUGCAGGAUGUGGACACACAGAAGGCCUACUACAUUUACUUCUUUCCCAUCUACUCCUCUAUUUUCUUCUUCAUCCCACUUGUCUUCACUGCUGCCUGCUACAUACGCAUUGUCCAAGCCCUGGCUGCAGUCAACAUACAGAACCGUGCCAAGAAGACUCGAGCGGUUGUGAUGGCGGUGGUUGUACUGGUAGUGUUUGUGGCCUGCUUCACUCCCACUAAUAUUAUACUGAUUGUUCACUAUGUGAAGUUGGUUCAUAGAGGUAAUGACAGUUCCUACCAGGCCUACCUUCUCUCCAUAUGCAUUGGUAGCAUUAGCUGCUGCCUGGACCCAGUCAUAUAUUACUUCGGCUCAUCCCAGUGUCAGAAGCAAGUGGCAGCUCUGCUGGGAUGCAGACCUCUGUCGGGGUCAGACAGCAGCUCACAGACUGGCAGUACCAGAACCAGCGGAUGGAAAGAUAGCACCAGGUCGACCAAGAUGGAGAGCUUUCAGAAUGUUGUAAGGAGCCAUUACAGCAAGCUAAUGGCUUAAGUAUAGAGACAUGAUGACCCUGGCCCAAAAUGAGACUAAUAUAGGCUUCGGGCCCUUCUCCAUACUGGCAAACCUACAGAAAAGAAAAAAAAAGCAUCUGAAUUGAAUUGCAUUUGAGUUCAUUCCUAUAAAGUAUAUAAGAUUGCUGAAAAUAUACUUGCUACACUAAUACCCUAAAUCAGGUUAUGUGUGCUAUUAUUUGAAAAAAGUUUUUUUUUCGUAUGGUAGACUGAAGGUUGACUUACUCCAGCGCUAGGUGAUCUGGAAAUAUUUGCACUUGUGAAUUAACUUUGUGUUUUCAUUGUUGUUUACAUAAAGAGUUCGUUGGAUUUAGUGUUGUUCUGUUGUCAUGCUAUCUGCUAUCCAUGGACUCA
Molecule: messenger RNA, 1658 nt
Organism: Lampris incognitus (smalleye Pacific opah)
Lineage: Eukaryota; Metazoa; Chordata; Actinopteri; Lampriformes; Lampridae
Gene: f2r
Product: coagulation factor II (thrombin) receptor
Exons: 2
Coding region: 1-1284 (427 amino acids)
Biological process (GO): phospholipase C-activating G protein-coupled receptor signaling pathway; positive regulation of blood coagulation; positive regulation of Rho protein signal transduction
Cellular component (GO): membrane
Molecular function (GO): thrombin-activated receptor activity
Source: RefSeq, a predicted model, not a curated record